AUGAGGAACUUCUUGCUUGGCUGGCCUAGCAUGGGUCCUGCUAACUCCUCCCUCCUCACCGGAACGGUUCCUUCUCCGUCCACCCAGGCCGUCGCCACGACCAACACCAACAACCGUGUCGACCCACCAUCCACCCACGCAUCCCACCACCUCCAUCCCGCCAUGUCCUUGCACGAGCACGCCGCGAUCCGGCUCGUGCACAUCCUCGUCACCUGUGCCGCUGCCAUCCAGGCCGGCGACUAUGGCGUCGCCGUCAACAACCUGGCCGAGGCCCACACCCUCCUUGCCACCACCAUCCCCACUUCCUCCGGUAUCGGCCGCGUCACCAGCCACUUUGCCACCGCGCUCGCCUACCGCCUCUUCUCGGCAUCCCCACACUCCUCCAUGCCGCCUUCUUCUUCCUCGCCAUCGCCCAAUAAUCAAGCAGGUGAGCAGUACCGCCAGUUCUACGACAUGGUUCCUCACCUCAAGUUCGCCCACUUCGCGGCCAACCAAGCCAUCCUUGAGGCCUUUCAAGGCCACGAUCAAGUGCACAUCAUCGACCUGGCCAUCAUGCGUGGUCUCCAGUGGCUUCCCCUCAUCCAGGCCUUCUCCCUCCAGUCGGGCGGCCCGCCAUCGAUCCGCAUCACCGGCGUCGGCCCAACACCUACUGGGCCACACGACGAUAUCCAAGAGGUGGGCCUCCUUCUCACAGAGCACGCACGCGUCUUAAACGUCCCCUUCUCCUUCCAUAGCGUCACAUGCGACAGCCUCGAGGGGCUCAAACCAUGGAUGUUCCACCUCAUUCAUAGCGAGGCCGUCGCCAUCAACUCCAUCUUCCAGCUCCACCGCCUUCUUGGGGACCCAGAUGCCGCGUCGACUUCCCUGCCGCCGCCCAUCGACACAGUUCUCGGUUGGAUCACCGCCAUGCGGCCCAAGGUGUUCACCAUCGUCGAGCAGGAGGCGGACCACAACAAGCCAGAGCUGGUCGAGAGGUUCACCAACGCUCUCUUCUACUAUGGCGUUGCAUUCGACUCCAUGGAGGCCAUCGUGCCAAGGUCCCAGGCCGGCACCGCUGGGCUCGCGGCGGAGGCCCACCUGCAGCGGGAGAUCUUUGACAUCGUGUGCAACGAGGGAAGUGGCCGGGUCGAGCGCCACGAGACGCUGCAAUGCUGGCGGGGCAGGCUGCGUCGGGCCGGGCUUGCCCAGGUGCCGCUCGGGCCCAACAACCUCCGCCAUGCGUCCAUGCUGCUCCGCAUCUUCUCCGGCGCCGGGUACCACGUCAUGGAGCGCGGCGACGGCCUCAUGCUCGCGUGGCACGGCAACCCGUUGUUCUCAGUGUCGGUGUGGCACGUCAUGGAGGAGGAGCUCGAAGACAACAAGAACAACGUUGUCCGCCAUGUGACCACUGGGGCGAUGUUAUCCAUGCAGUGA
Molecule: messenger RNA, 1413 nt
Organism: Brachypodium distachyon (stiff brome)
Lineage: Eukaryota; Viridiplantae; Streptophyta; Magnoliopsida; Poales; Poaceae
Product: DELLA protein GAI
Exons: 1
Coding region: 1-1413 (470 amino acids)
Biological process (GO): regulation of DNA-templated transcription
Cellular component (GO): nucleus
Molecular function (GO): DNA-binding transcription factor activity; sequence-specific DNA binding
Source: RefSeq, a predicted model, not a curated record